GAGGAGGAGAAAAAAGCAUAACGACUGCAACAGCAUGAGCAAGCCCUCUGCGAAGAGAAACGGGCCAGGCGAUAUGGAAGGGCGGCGCAAGAGCGAGCGAUGAGAUCACAUCCCGCUGCGAUUCUUCGGCGGUUUUAUGCGCUGCUGUGCGGACAGUCUCCGCCGGCCUAGCGAGUCGAUCGGCUGCUUUUGCUGCUUCGAGACACUGAAAGCUUUCUUAGAUACAUCGGCCGGAGGCUGCUCGAGAAGCAACCAUGGAGACGAAGCAUCUGCUCGUCGGGCUGUUGGUCGUCGCGCUUCUGCUAGUCAGCGAUGCUUCUGCUGAGAAAAAGAAGAAGCAUCGUCGAGCGAGGACCACGACAACCGAAGCCAGCGUCGACGACGACGUCAUGAACAUGUUGGAGGGCGACGACAUUGCCGCCGAAGCUGCGGAACAUGCAAAGGAAAGGAAAGCCGAACUCCCGGAAGGCGAUCCUUGCCAGCUCAAGCACUGCGGGGCUGGUCGAGUCUGUCAGCUGACCGAGGACCACGAGGCCAAGUGCGUCUGCAUCGAGCAAUGCGACGAGGAAGCCGAGCCUAGAAGACGAGUCUGCACCAACUACAACGAGACCUUCGGAAGCGACUGCGAAGUUUACCAAGCCAGAUGCUUCUGCGACACCGACGAUCCACGUUGUCGAGGCCCCGACUACCAGCACGUCCACAUCGAGUACUACGGGGAGUGCAAGCGGAUGCCUGCGUGCAAGGAAGAGGACAGGCUCGACUUCCCUCGUCGCAUGCGCGACUGGCUGUUCAACAUCAUGCGCGACUUGGCCGACCGUCAGGAGCUGCCGCAUUACUACAUGAAGAUGCAGCGCGAGGCUGAAUCGAAUCACACGCUACGUUGGUCCAACGCGGCGAUCUGGAAGUGGUGCGACCUCGACGGUCAUCCACACGACAGAGCUGUCUCCAGACACGAGCUCUUCCCCAUCAGGGCACCUCUCAUGGCUCUGGAGCAUUGCAUCGCGCCGUUCCUCGAUUCCUGCGACUCCGACAACGACCACAAAAUCACGCUCAAAGAGUGGGGCAAGUGCUUGGAGCUCGAGGAGGAUGAUUUGGAGGAGCAGUGCGACCACUUGGCAGAGGCAGCUGCGGCUGAGAGCGAGGAAUGAAAUUGAUUGGUAGAGAUCGCUCGUAUGUGUGUUUGUGUGCGUGUGUGGAAGGAGGCGAUAUUUCUUGCUUCGCAACGCGCUUAUGCAUCUGAGAGAUCUUUACGUGCAGGGUAAAUUUGUCUAGCCAAGAAUUCUUUUGUACGAUGAUCCGUAUAUAAGUGCAUUUUAAUAUUUUUAUGCUGACAUUUUCAUUCAAGAGCGGUUAAGUCCUAUUUGUCUAUAUAUAUAGUCAAUUUUUAAUCAUGCAUUUUCUAUGCACACCUGCCCUAUUCGUAAUGUCAUAUACUCAUUCGUUUGAUUGCCAAUAUAAUGUAAGCUAUAGAGACCAGUCAUCGUGUAACUGUAUUAUGUAUUUUUUAAAUUUUAUAUUGCAAUACACGCCAUGUAUCAGUGAAUAAAUACUUAUGAUAAAAAUAACGUAUGCUUUUUGCCACGAUACGUGAGAGAAAACUAUUAGUGUAUAUUGUAAGGUUUACGUAAGCUGUUAAAUGGAAUGGAACUGCGGUAUCGAUUAUGUUGCUGGUAACAUGCCUUGAACAAAAGAUUACGUAUAUGGUCGUCUACUAACAUAAUUAUCAUUUGUGAGCAGCGGCUUACAAUUAUUCAUAUAAAAUACUAAACAAUCAACACUCACACUUGCUCUUACGCAAUCAUAUAGUGCGUAGAUACAUUUUUUAAUCAAUACAUCGGCAGAGUUUUAUUUUAUAGAAAACAAUUCAAUAGACGCAUUUGAAUAACGCUUUCCCGCUUUUUAUUGCCAAGAGACGCGCAGUUGUGGUAGCUUGUGACUCUACUACGCACUCAUAUACCGCCUUAUUGUACAGCGGUUUCAUACUAUCGGCAUUGAAAGCUCAAUAUGUUAUAAAAACAGCGCAGACGACGACUUUUUGAAUUGUAAAUCGUUAAUCGAUCGCUGCAUGUUAAAUGUUAAAACACAAUUUUCAGUAUAAAACGCCGAAAAAAACCUGAAAUAUCAAAAAGGUCCCACUAAAAUCAGCCGAAAAAUCCAUCGAUUCCAAAAGCAUACAAACAAAACCGUCUAAAUUCCAUUCCGCAUCUUCCCCGAACCGCCGCUAAACAAAGCGCUGCACACACUAUACAGCCCCCUUGAAGUCCCUAAAAAAUACAUAGCGUGCGUGCGUGCACCGAACGCGUUGUCUCCGCCCAAAGAGCCUCCGAAACUAGCCGCUGGCGGCGCCAGUAUCGAGCUCAAGCUCUCGCGGUCCGUUGACCGCAGCGCGCCCCUUGGCGGGCUUAUACCCGAUGUGCGCGUCGUUCUCUCUCUUUCUCUCUCGCACACUUGGCGUCCUUUCUUUUUCUGCAACUGCGCGCGCGCGUCGCCGAGAGCCACGCGUUGUUGUCGGUCCCUCCCUGAAUGUGUGCGGCGUAUAAGCAGGCGCUUGUAUCGCUUUUUUCACUGGAAUAGAGGCUUUACGGAGAUACCAAGGAACGUAUGCUAUGCCCAUAUACAUGUUUAUUGGUCAAUGUGACCGUCAAAGACGUUAUUCUCGAUGGCCGUUCGCGGUGGGUCGUGUGCGUGUGCUCGCUUCUUCCUUGGGAUAUGUGUUUGUAAUGUGUAUCCUUUAAGCCGUUGGAAAAUUUUUUGCUGUUUUCGCGGAUUUUCGAAUAUUUUUUGUAAUUGUUUCAAUGCUAGGAAGUAUAGAAUAUUCAGGGUAUACUCGUAAUGAUUCGGACAAAUAUUGAAAUAUAAUUGUAGCUUUCCGUCGCUGUUUUUUGCGCAUUUGAAUAUGCUUACUUAUUGCUCGUUUUUUAGGCAUUUAAAUAGCAAUUGAAAUAAAUGACGCAAACAGAGCUGCACGUAGAAGGUAUAAAAUCCAGUAUUAUGUGGUCAAUAUAACUGCACUAAAAAAUAAAUAUAUACUGUAUGAUA
Molecule: messenger RNA, 3039 nt
Organism: Nasonia vitripennis (jewel wasp)
Lineage: Eukaryota; Metazoa; Arthropoda; Insecta; Hymenoptera; Pteromalidae
Gene: SPARC
Product: SPARC
Exons: 6
Coding region: 255-1148 (297 amino acids)
Biological process (GO): anatomical structure development
Molecular function (GO): collagen binding; extracellular matrix binding; calcium ion binding
Source: RefSeq, a predicted model, not a curated record